AGCCCACACGAACUCACCCUUUUCUUCUGCCAGGCACGUUGCUUUCCUGAGAGGCCACCGUGUGGGAAGGAAAAGCAGCUCUGUGCCGACCACUGUCUGGAACCUUGGAGACGGUGAAAUUGUCUGAUUCUCUCGGCGCCCGGGAGGCAGGGCCAGGAUGUUCCGGAAGGGCAAGAAGCGGCACAGCAGCAGCAGCUCCCAGAGCAGCGAGAUCAGCACCAAGAGCAAGUCCGUGGACUCCAGCCUCGGGGGCCUCUCCCGCUCCAGCACCGUGGCCAGCCUGGACACAGACUCCACCAGGAGCUCAGGACAAAGCAACAAUAAUUCUGAUACCUGUGCGGAAUUUCGAAUAAAAUACGUCGGUGCCAUUGAGAAACUAAAGCUUUCUGAGGGAGAGAGUCUGGAAGGGCCACUAGACCUGAUAAACUAUAUAGAUGUUGCCCAGCAAGAUGGAAAGCUGCCUUUCGUGCCGCUGGAGGAAGAAUUUAUCAUGGGCGUUUCCAAGUAUGGCAUAAAAGUGUCCACAUCAGAUCAGUACGAUGUGCUGCACAGGCACGCGCUCCACCUGAUCGUGCGGAUGGUGUGCUACGACGACGGGCUGGGGGCGGGGCGGGGCCUGCUGGCCCUGGAGACCACGGACGCGGCCGACGAGGAGUGCAGCCUGUGGGUCUACCAGUGCCACAGCCUGGAGCAGGCGCAAGCCAUCUGCAGAGUCCUGGCCACCGCCUUCGACGCCGUGUUAACUUCUGAGAAACCGUGAACUCUGCCAGACGGUGGCCUCGAGCUCGGGCCAAAGCUCAGCACUUUGCUAAACGUCUUUUUAACCUGCAGGAUUGAGUAGUUACGAAACGUUAUGUUACCCCAUGCUCUAGAUUUUCCAAAAUAAAUGCAAUGUAUAAACCGCC
Molecule: messenger RNA, 905 nt
Organism: Condylura cristata (star-nosed mole)
Lineage: Eukaryota; Metazoa; Chordata; Mammalia; Eulipotyphla; Talpidae
Gene: ITGB1BP1
Product: integrin beta 1 binding protein 1
Exons: 7
Coding region: 158-760 (200 amino acids)
Biological process (GO): negative regulation of focal adhesion assembly; negative regulation of substrate adhesion-dependent cell spreading
Cellular component (GO): cell periphery; cytoskeleton; lamellipodium
Molecular function (GO): integrin binding
Source: RefSeq, a predicted model, not a curated record